This is a messenger RNA of Daldinia vernicosa, 2926 nucleotides long. Its product is annotated as Alpha/Beta hydrolase protein. The record is from RefSeq and is a predicted model, not a curated record. The transcript has a single exon. Bases 243 to 2321 code for a protein of 692 amino acids. NCBI's taxonomy places the organism in Eukaryota, Fungi, Ascomycota, Sordariomycetes, Xylariales, Hypoxylaceae.
CCUACGUACUGUACUGUAUUAUACCUGAGGUAGGUUACUUACGUAUGCAUCAUAGAAUAAAGGGAUACCUAGAAUAAAGGGAUAUGAAAUCUAUCGAUACCUAGCCGAAGGUAACGAACUCCAACCUCUUUCAAAUCAUUAUAUGCCAUCAUUACCGAGCAAACAUAUUAGUAACCCUCAUCCACCAUCAUGAGCCGGUGAUAAAUAAUCUUAUUAUCUCUCGUCGGUUGCCGGUUGCCACGAUGAAGAAGCCGUCAUCCUUGGGUGGUUCAAAUCCAGAUUCACAAUACAGACCAUCAUGGCCGAAAGUAUUAGUUGCAAUAAGCUUAGUUGGGAUCGCUACCUUUUUCACUUUAUAUAGCCACCUCCCAGGCCUAUCGUAUGAAGGAUUUCGUCAACAGUAUUACCAUGACCUCGUAGGUCUCGUAGGUGGCGCGUUACAGUCUUAUGCCCAGUCUCCCUACGGUCGGUUCCCGUUCCCUGACGACCCAUUCCACUUCAUUCCCUGCACUAAUGCGACCUUACUACCCGCACUCGACGAUUCUAACCCGGUCCAGAGCUGGGCUCGCCUUUUUGACCCGAAUCCUGAACACUGGAGCUGGGGGGCACCGACUUCAGAGCAGAACGUCCAGGGCAGAGAUCCGUAUUCUGGACGGGGGAUCUAUCUUUGUGGUUAUCUCCAAGUUCCCCUAGAUUACACUAACAAAUCCGAACCUCGCAUUGUUCGGCUCGCGGUAACCAAAUACCAAGUCUCGGGCCUUGUGCGUAUUAAUACGGCGAUUAAUACGGCGCAAUCCAGUUCUCCGGCUGCGGGAUCCAAGAGUGAACGUACUAUUAUUGUUGAUCCUGGCGGUCCGGGCGCGAGCGGCACAUCGCUAGUCUGGAGAGCUGCAGAGAACUUCACGAAGCGCUUGAGCGAUGGCAAAUUUGACAUCCUAGGAUGGGAUCCGCGAGGUGUCAACGCGUCGUUGCCUUCUAUAGCAUGCUUCCCCCACGAUGCUUUCAGGGACCGCUGGUCUAUGCUGACGGGGCAGUACCGUGAAGCGGCUGGAUCACCCCAAGUUAAACUCGAACUCGCCGACGCCAUGAACAAUGCUACAUUUCAUGCCUGCAAAGAAAAAUACGGCGAUAUUCCCCAGUUUCUCAGCACGGCCUUCGUUGCGCGUGACAUGGAAGAAAUCCGUAAAGCCCUCGAUGAAGACGAAGUAACUGGCUAUCUCGUUAGUUAUGGUACCAGCAUCGGCCAAACAUACGCUAAUAUGUUUCCACAUAGCGUGGGCCGCUUGAUUCUAGACGCUCUAGAAUAUGUUCGUGAUCAUCGUCAGCUUGGUGGUUUUGGAUGGGCUGCGCUAGAUAAUACGACUGAUGUCUGGCGUGACGGAUUUCUAGGCGAGUGUCUCAACGCCGGCCCAAAAUACUGCGCCUUGUCACAGCCCAGAGGCUCAGAAACCGUGUCAUUACAGAACUUGGAGGAUCGAAUGCGAAACCUAUUGGUUUCGCUUAGCCAGCGACCCAUCACGGGGUAUCUCGAAUCGAGUGGACCUUCUCUCAUUACAUACUCGGCUGUCGUAUCUGCUAUAUAUGGCGCCUUACACAAUGCCGACAGUUGGCCUGCGCUGGCCCAGAUGUUAUACGAACUGGAAGCAGGAAAUUCGACACUAGCUACGGCCUUCCUUGACAAUUCGGAAUGGGAGUAUCACCCUUCAACCUCAUGUCCGACCUCCCCUCGGCCCCGGCCUCUGUCUCACGAGCUAGGCCCCUUAGUUAUCUGUGCAGACUCAUACGAUGCUCCCUUGCCGCCAGACGGCCUACUCUGGUGGCAGUCGCUCUGGGCUAAUAUGACUACCCGAUCUUGGAUAUCAGGGAACGAGGAGUUUUUUAGUGUCCUCCCAUGCCAACAUUUUCGCACCUAUUGGCCUCCGCCUGCUGAGCUCUACCGGGGAGACCUAAACCACACACUCAAGAACCCGUUGCUACUAAUUGCGGAGACACACGACCCGGCGACACCCUUACGGAACGGGAAGAACCUUUUGAAUGAAAUGGGUAAGAAUGCCAGGUUGAUCGUUCAUCACGGCUAUGGACAUUCUUCCAGGGACAAAUCCAGCUGCACCGACUCUAUCAUACGGGCGUUCAUCCUCAACGGCACCUUACCUGCAGAGCAAGAAACACCUUGCUACGCGGACGGAAAGCCGUACCUUUACGGAUCCAAUACAACGGAGUUUCGAACCGGGAGUGCUGUGGCUCAAGACCCGAUUCAGAUAUGGCGAGAGCAUAUCCAAGAGUUAGCAUCAUGGAACCCAAGGCUAGUUCUCAGAAGAUGAUGUGAUAUUUAACGACAAGUACAUAUACCCAGGUGCUCAGAAAAUAUAACUGCAUAGUCUUAUUUAUAUCAACUCAAGAAACGGAGCUAUGUCUAGUUGGCUUUAUCACUAUGCUCUCUAUUUGUAGUGCAAGUGGCAAUGUUUAUUAUCUUGUGGCCUGGCCCUCGUAUAGAUAUUUCAAACACAAGAGGCAUGAGCGAAGUACGUAGGAUAUAAAGAGACUGCAAUAAUACCGGUACAUCUUAUAUUGAUAUAUAUACAUUGGAGUUAGAACAGACUCGCCAUUGAGAGGAGCUUCUUCCAGUAACGCCGCCAUAUAUAAUGUACCGUCCCCAAUCUUCUCUCAUCUCACCCACCUCCACUUUAAGGCAUUAUAACCUCUUUCUCUCCGCCGAGUACGUACCGUGCGCUCGCCAUCAUGAACUCCUUCCAGAUGCGAAACUCCUCAUCGUCCCGCGGCGCAUAUACCAUGACAUAACUCCACGGCAUUAGACUAGCGACACCGCUCAUGCGAUGCCUCUCCGCCCAACCGCGCUCGAUAGCCGUAGCAGCAUCAGCUAGACUCAACACCAUAUGCGUGCUGCCUUCGGCAUGCGGAUGCGCAA